Molecule: messenger RNA, 4384 nt
Organism: Oncorhynchus nerka (sockeye salmon)
Lineage: Eukaryota; Metazoa; Chordata; Actinopteri; Salmoniformes; Salmonidae
Product: tetratricopeptide repeat protein 39A-like
Exons: 18
Coding region: 414-2138 (574 amino acids)
Molecular function (GO): protein binding
Source: RefSeq, a predicted model, not a curated record
UUUUCGUAGCAGUUUUAGGAGAACUUACGCAGCAGGUUAGGAUAAUUAAGUUAAGGUUACGAAAAUGCAACAAACAAACAAAAAAUAUAUACUUUUGACGUCCAUUUGACAAAAGCAAUAUACCUUCUAGACAUUACCCAUUGAGCCUGCGGAUGUUGAAGGAGGAGUCGAUUCAGUUCUCGUUUAUUUUCCCACACCGCUUUCGAGCACUUGACGCUUCUACUCUUCUCAAGUUACAAUCCCAACACUAUUCCACAGCUCAAUGCAACUUCUGUUCUUAACGCGGAAUCAACCAACCCUCCACCAGCUUGUUAUUAAGACAAUUCGCUAGUUAAUGUUUUUUCUCAAACCCUUCUGAGUAGGCUACUUUUCGGCAGGUGUUUUGGGCAGAGUGCCCGGAAGAAAAAUGUCCAAUGGGAAAGAUGCACCUGCGGCAGCGAAUGUGUGUGUGCGCGCGCAUGCGCAGCUCCUCACAGAUGACCCUGCAGGUGUGCCUUGAGGAGUGUAUGGAGGCCCUGGACCUCUUCCUCAACAACCACUUCAGUGAGAGCCUGGACAAACUGCGGCCACGGGCGAAGGAGAGCAUGUACCAUGCUCUGAUCUACGCCACUGUGCUGGAGAUGCAGGCUAUGAUGACCUUCCAGCAGGAUGACAUCGUCAAUGCAGGCAACACCAUGAAGAGUGCCCAGGAGGUCUGCCAGAGGUUUCGACGAAAGUCCCCUAGUAAUAUCAGUAAAUCACCUGGAGAGCAUCUAACUGAAGAGCAGCUCCAAGCUCUCCAUGCUGAUGCGUGUUAUGCUGAAUGCUUGCUCCAAAGGGCUGCUCUCACCUUCCUACAGGAUGAGAACAUGGUGAGUUUUAUCAAAGGAGGAAUCAAAGUACGCAACAGUUACCUGAUUUACAAGGAGCUGCACACCUUCAUACAGUCAAACAGCUCUCUCCAAGGACCCAACCACAUUCAUUUAGAGGGAGGGGUGUCUUUUGGGAUCGGAGCAUUCAACUUGACUCUUUCCAUGUUUCCACCUCGGUUACUCAAAGUUUUAGAGUUUGCUGGCUUCUCUGGAGACAAGGAGUAUGGUCUGUCCCAGCUGAAUGAUGGUGCCACUACAAACAACCUGCGGUCCAUGCUGUGUGCCCUGCUGUUGCUUUGUUACUACACCUUCCUCACCUUCAUACUCGGGACCGGUGAGGGGGACGUGGCUGAUGCUGAGAAGCUGCUGAAGCCUUUCCGGCUCCGCUACCCACAGGGGGCCAUAUUUCUCUUCUUUGCAGGCAGGGCUGAGGCAAUCAAGGGGAACAUUGAUGAGGCGGUGGUGCUGUUUGAGGAUGGCUGCAAAGCUCAGCAGCAGUGGAAGCAGUUCCACCACAUGUGCUACUGGGAGCUGAUGUGGUGCUUCACCUACAAGUGCGUGUGGAGGAUGGCCUACUUCUACGCUGACCUACUGAGCAAUGAGAGUCGCUGGUCCAAGGCCAUGUAUGUGUACAUGAAGGCUGCUUACCUGAGCAUGCUUGCUCCGGGGGAGGCUAGGCCUUUUGGGGAAGAUGAGGUGGAGCUCUUCAGACAGGUGUCCACCUUCAAGCAAAAGAUAGCAGGGAAGUCUCCACCCACAGAGAAGUUUGCCAUUCGCAAGGCUAGACGUUACAAAGCUAGCUGCCCAGUGAGGCUCCCAGUACCUGUGCUGGAGAUGAUGUACAUGUGGAACGGCUUUUCCAUGAUCAGCAAGCGGCCAGAGCUGACCGAGGGCAUGCUGCAAACACUGGUGGAGGCAGAGCGCACCCUUCUGGAAUCUCCCGCGAAUGAGUAUUCAAUGGAUGACCGCUGUGUGAUCCACCUACUGAAGGGGCUGUGUCUGAAGAACCAGGGACACAUUCGGGCUGCAGAGGAAUGCUUCAACAAGGUGUACAACAGUGAGAAGAAGAUCAAGUUUGACCAUUACCUAGUGCCCAACGCUCUGCUGGAGCUCAGUGUGGUCUACAUAGACACGGGCCGCAAGGAGGAGGCCAUCAAACUACUGGUGAAAGCCAAAACUAACUACAAGGAGUACUCCAUGGAGUCACGCACCCAGUUCAGGAUCCAUGCUGCUCUCUCCAAACUCAAGGCUGACACUAGUGACCAAGAUGAAAUCACACCACUGUAGUAUAACCGGUGUCAUUGUGCUGAGCAAGCACUGGACUUGCUUCCCCUGCCAUCUGUAGAUGCUCCAGGAAGACUUGCUCUCUUUUUCAUCCUCAGCCACUUUGAUCACUGCCUCCCAAAUGUUACUUGCUUUGUGGUGAAAGUCUCCGUCCUUCAUGGAUGGUGGUCUCUCCCUGAUUAAAACACUUGAGUUUUGAAUGGGAGUUGGUAGAAGUUGCCUCUACCUGCUGGUUCUAGAUCAGAGGCAUUUUAUCCACCUACUGGGUGAUGAACACCCAUGGUUAGGUUCAGAUUCUAUCUUCAGUGUUUGAAUGUGUGGUACUUACAUCACUGUACUGGUUACCCAUAACAGUAGUUGGGAGGCAGUUGCUCAAAACCAUUUGAAUACAGUAUAUCCACUUUUUUUGUGGGGGAAAACAUGUUGAAAUGAACUUCACAAUGGAAGUAAUGUUUGGAUAUGUGAGGUAUAGUUUUGCUUUUAACUUCUCCAAAAGUGAUUGAGUAUUACUGUAAGCAGUUUGACAAAAGCAUCCCUUUGGUGAUAACUGAAUAAGACAGACAUACGAAUACAUAACGUAUGACAUUGCUUUGAUCCCAGAGUUAUUUUAACAAAUGUAUUAACAUUUAUGUAGAAGGACCUUUAAUAAUCAAUAGGUCAUGCUACAUUUGUUUUAUGUAGUUGUCCCUGCUGCAAUGUACAGAGGAAAGUAGUCAGUUAAACUUAUUUCAACCUCUGAUAGUGUAAACAUUAUUUUAAGUAAUGAAUGUCAAUCAAGACCUUGUGCAAAGAAAGGUGUGGUCAAACAAUUUGAAAAACAUGAUUAAAUAUGUCCAUUUGCUAGAAUCCCUCAUUGUUUUAUAUUUUACUGGAGCGUAUCUGAAAGAGUGUAACCCAUCCUUGUCCAGAUUGCCCUAUAAAUAACAAACUGAUGAAGAGGUGACUUUACAGAUAAAGAUGUAUGACUGGUACCUACAUGGAGUGUACAAAACAUUACAAACACCUGCUCUUUGCAUGACAGACUGACUGCGCUAUGAUCCCUUGUUUAUGAAGGGGAGGAGAUGGGUUGAAGGAUUUUUAAGCCUUGUGAUAAUUGAGACAUGGUUUGUGUAUGUGCACCAUUGAGGGUGAAUGGGCAAGACAAAAUAUUUAAGUGUCUUUGAACAGGGUAUGGUACUGGGUGCCAGGCGCACCAGUUUGUCAAAAACUGCAACGCUGCUGGAUUUUUCACAUUUAAGUUUCCUGUGUGUAUCAAGAAUUGGUCCACCACCCAAAAGACAUCCAGCCAAAUUGACACAACUGUGGGAAGCAUUGGAGUUAACAUUGGCCAUCAACCCUGUGGAACGCGUUAGACACCUUGUAGAGUCCUUGUAGAGUCCAUGCCCUGACAAAUUGAGGCUGUUCUGAAGGCUAAAGGAGGUGUAACUCAGAUAUUAGGAAGGUGUUCUUAAUGUUUUGUAUACUGUGUAUAAACUUACCUGCUACUUCCUUGAACUUAAUCAGUGGAUCAUGACAUCUCACCCAGUGUCAAUCAUGGGGCAGCAGGUAGCCUAGUGGUUAGAGCGUUGGGCCAGUAACUGAAAGGUUGCUGGAUUGAAUCCCCAAGCUGACAGGUAAAAAUCUGUCUUUCUGCCCCUGAACAAGGCACUGUUCUCCAGUAGGUUGUCAUUGUAAAUGAGAAUGUGUUCUUCACUGACUUGCCUAGUUAAAUAAAGGUUACAUACACGGUCUGCACAACAGUGUGCACUAUGUAAGGCCAGGGGAUAAAUAUUUUUACACUGAAAUUAAUUUUGUGAAGUCAGCAUACAAAUACACAAAACCUAUAAUACAUACAUGAUCUAAUUGUAGGGUGUACACCUAAACUCUUGGGGCCAGUAUCCCAGACACAGAUGAAGCAUAGUCCUGGACUAAAAAUAUAUUUUCUAAUGGAGAUUCUCUAUUGAACAUGCUUAACCCAGGACUAGGCUUCAUCUGUGUCCGGGAAACUGACACCUUAUGGUUGCAAUGAUAUUCAGGUAUUUUUAACAUAUUGAGUCAGACUGAGGGUAUUGAGACCAUGACCAGACCAAGCCUGCAUUUACUUGGUCUCAGACCAACUCUCAAAAUCAAGACUUUGAAUUUCUGGUGUACACUAUAUACAGCCUGCCGAUUUCAUAUGGUUCUGGAUGGUGGUUUGCUAACCCCAUGCCUAGCCUCAUCCCUCUGUAACUAGAACCUAACUUUAACCAAUUAAAAUCCCUGUGUCUUUG